AUGGAUAUUGAUGUACACUUGCUGAACCAGGCCACCGGCAAGGGUGUGCCGGACCAUGUCCUGCGAAUCAAGAUCGGCUCCGUUUGCCUCAUUAUGAGAAAUUUGAAUAUCGACAACGUACUUGUGAACGGUACCAAGAUCCUCCUGUUGGCGGAGGCCAAGAAGAUGGACGGGGUUGUUCGAAUCCUUGGGUACAACUUUAUCAAUCAAAACCUGGACGCCUCGGGGUAUCUCGUAAUGGAAUUGGUGAAGCCAUUGUACGUCGUGACGUCCAACUGCCAACUGCUGAGGACCAUGGUGGUGGGGCAGGCGAGGGCGCUGGACCAGGUCCACGCCCUGGGCUAUCUGCACAAUGACCCCAAGCCGGACAACUUCCUCUUCUUCGCCGAAGGCCAAAAACGGAAGUUGUGCGAUUUCGGAUUGGCCUACCCCAUCACCCGCCUCGGCAGCGCAGCGCCUAACCGGAGGUGCGCUUUCACCCCGGGGUAUAUUGCACCAGAGGCUGCCAACGGUGCCUUGACGUACGGGUAA
This is a messenger RNA of Macrosteles quadrilineatus (aster leafhopper), 531 nucleotides long. Its product is annotated as putative glycogen synthase kinase-3 homolog. The transcript is spliced from 4 exons. NCBI's taxonomy places the organism in Eukaryota, Metazoa, Arthropoda, Insecta, Hemiptera, Cicadellidae. Bases 1 to 531 code for a protein of 176 amino acids. Gene Ontology annotation, biological process: protein phosphorylation; mitotic DNA damage checkpoint signaling. The record is from RefSeq and is a predicted model, not a curated record. Gene Ontology annotation, molecular function: ATP binding; protein serine/threonine kinase activity. Gene Ontology annotation, cellular component: nucleus; cytoplasm.